AUGGGCUCUGUCGACAUACAACCUCUCAGCAAAAUCUCGGCGGCAGGCAAGUCCAUCAUAAUCGAGGUUGCUGGCCUGCUGCUGGCCAAACGUCUGAAGCUCGAUAACAGCGUGCUCGAUGAGAUGAACUACAGCUGUCAUGGCCGGACUGCCCUCUACACAUCAGGAUAUAACCACACAUUAGGAUAUAACGCUCACGAGGAGUUCCGCGGCUCGGUUGUCCUGGCAAAAUGUUUCCACGUCGCCCUACGCAACGACGACAGUGCGAUCGUGUCAUUACUGCUCAAGUACGAUGCCGACUCAAACGCCGAGAGCGCCUAGAGCUGCUAUGGUAGAGCCAUUCACGAGUGCGCAUACUAUGGGAACAUCAAGAUGGCUCGCGUUCUGCUCAAACCCCACCCGGUGAGGCGGG
Messenger RNA from Phialemonium atrogriseum, 412 nucleotides. RefSeq lists its product as uncharacterized. The record is from RefSeq and is a predicted model, not a curated record. Bases 1 to 321 code for a protein of 106 amino acids. The transcript has 3 exons. NCBI's taxonomy places the organism in Eukaryota, Fungi, Ascomycota, Sordariomycetes, Cephalothecales, Cephalothecaceae.